Messenger RNA from Carassius gibelio (silver crucian carp), 1323 nucleotides. RefSeq lists its product as uncharacterized. Gene Ontology annotation, molecular function: protein binding. The transcript has 4 exons. Bases 36 to 836 code for a protein of 266 amino acids. NCBI's taxonomy places the organism in Eukaryota, Metazoa, Chordata, Actinopteri, Cypriniformes, Cyprinidae. The record is from RefSeq and is a predicted model, not a curated record.
UUCAGAGCAAGAGCUGAACUGAACAUCAGUGAAGAAUGAAGGGUUUGUUAUGUAUCCUGCUGCUCCUGGAAACCUUUGUGUUUGUGAUACAGCAGCAGGUAGAUGGAGGACACGGUGAGAAUGAGAUCAGAAGACAGAAUCCACUUCAAACAGAUCCUCAGAGAGAUGAAGCUUCAGCUUACAGCCAACAAUACUGCCAUGAGAGCUUGUCUGACAUCCACGCAGCACUAAGAGACCUGACCGCCACCGUUACAGAGCAGAAAGCCAACAUCAGAGUCUUAGAGAUGCAACUGAAGGAGCAACAGACAUUCAUCCUAGAAGAGCUAAACAAGAAAAAUGAUGAGAUUUCAAACCUAACUCAGAGUCAAGUGGAGGAGCUGCGAAAGGAAAAUAGAGACCGAGAGAUAGCGUUUUCAGCUGCACUGAUGCAGUCUGGCAGUGGAUAUAUUGGUCCUUUUACCACUGAAAUCACACUUACCUACAGGAAGGUCUUCACAAACAUCGGGAAUGCCUACAACCCAACUACAGGAAUUUUCACAGCCCCACUGAAAGGAGCGUACAGGUUUAAAAUCUCUGUCUUUGGUCAUGGAAAUCCUUCAAGUCCAUCAUAUGCCUCCAUUAUGAAGAAUGGAGAGAAAAUGGUUAUGGCCUAUGGUCGUCAGGAACAGCGCGAAGUAAACUCCUCAAAUGGAGUUGUUUUGAUCCUUGAGGUUGGAGAUGUCAUCUUUGUGAGACUUUGGACUAACAGCAGGAUUUAUGAUAAUGAAAAUAAUCACAACACUUUCAGUGGUUACCUACUGUUUCCUUUAAGAGAACAAGAGCUUUGCAGAAUGUGAUUCCAGGAAAUCUGGACCUUUAGCCUAUGAUUUAACCCCUUACUAGUAACCCCCCUUUUUUGGCAUGUAGACCGAAAUGACAUACCCAAAAUAAAAAGGUUUCUGCUCAUGAUUCUUUCUGACUAGAUACAUAAUCAAUCUUUGUUCACAAAGCUGACACUUUAAAGUUUACUGUUCAGGAAUCAGAAUCACUCAGACUGUUAUGAUAAUAGAGAUAUAUAAGCUCAAACGUAAAAACAAAAAUAAAAAUAUUAAAAACAUAUGUUUUAAAUGUAUUUUAAAAAUUGUUGAUGUAGGAAAUGAGUUUGAAAACACAGUGUAGCUAAGGCCACAAGUCUUCCAAAACUUCAUAAAUUUCAUAAUCGAAUCUGUAAAACUGUGAAUUUUAUGAAAUAUUUUCUAAGGCCAUGUCAUGUGUGUUUUUAGAGAAGGCUAAUCAGAUUGAUUUAUGGCCCUUGUCAUCUCUGUAAGAUCUCACAUGUAAACA